Molecule: messenger RNA, 1764 nt
Organism: Peniophora sp. CBMAI 1063
Lineage: Eukaryota; Fungi; Basidiomycota; Agaricomycetes; Russulales; Peniophoraceae
Source: the annotation of a GenBank genome assembly
AUGUCACUGACAACAGUCCCCCUAGAACUAUGGCAGAACAUCGCUCUUCAAGUUGUGGCAGAUGUCAUUUCAGCUCGAGAGAUCCGUUUCGGGGCCUUAGCCUUGCCCGACAGUCUCUUGGCGCCUCUCGAGCAUGAUGCUUUUCGCUAUCCCGGAACUUUCGAGGACUCGACUCAGCAAAUUGCAAAACGGCCCCGUGGAUCCCACACCGACGCUUGCGUCUGGGUGAAUACUUCCGGCCACACGCCGAGCCAGGCUCAGUGGUACAGGAAAAGCACAGAUCCUUCACCAGCAUCUGCGGUCGCUUCCUUGCUUGCCAUCGAUCGCCGUCGGCGAUACGCCUUGCACGAUCUGCCCGAAUUCUGGCAGGGUGUCGCGCUCUUGAUUCCCGCUGCGACGUCGCAUGCUUUGAAAUGCACAGACCGGCGACCUGGCCUUUCUAUGGACCUUACGUCCCACCUCCUUCUAUGCUCUUGCAUACUACACACAUUGAAGCCGCGUCUCUCCAAGGUGACUCGCAUUGACGUCGCCUUUUCUGGUGAAUUCUCGGGCGUCUCCGAUCCGUCCCGGCUCCUGGGAGAAUGGCUGGGUUCUCUUCCCGAUAGCAGCCUGGAACAUCUUGAGCAUCGCUACGCCCUCAGCGACCAGCUAGACUGGUCUAGCAUGCUGUACCGCGAGCGGCGGCACUUGCAGACGCAGGUGGCAGUCAACCCUCGAACCAUCUUGUGGGGCAUCGACCUCCGCAGGUUAAACCUGGCGGUGGAGAGAAGGGAUCGUGCUGUGCCAGCCGACAAGCUAGUUCUCCUCCUUAGUCGCUGUCCAUCACUGGAGGAGCUCGCGCUCCAGAUGGUAUUGGCUCCCUCGGACAGCAUGCCUUCCGUGGCGUUACCGGUCUCUCUUCCCCGCCUCCGCUAUUUCCUUCUCUGCGGAAAAUUAGAGGACUGGAGGUACUUGCGGCCGAAACUUUCCAUCCCGGAAACCGCUUCAAUUCACCCCGACCUGAUCCUGCCGGAACUGGACUUAUUCCUGGGGUCUGUCGAGCGUCUUGCCUCAGAGGCGGCCCUCAGUUGCUUGAGUGGCGCGGGAUUUCCGUCUUGUCGCUUUGUAGUCCUGCACUACCAGAUGAAGACGCCGACGGACAGGCCCCCCAAUGACGAAUCACCUGAGCUGGUGACUCUCACAUUUGCCGCCACGGACGACGCGGCCCGGGCGGAGAAGAACCCUGAGCAGACGUCUCAUAGAUGGUCAUUCACCAUUCGGUUCCCUGGGCCGGUGCUCCAAACGCGUUACCCGCCAGAGCCAGGAGCCGACCUCCGUAGCGUCGGGCGCAUCUUAAGCCACGAGCUUGCAGUGAGCUCAAUAUGCGAGGGCAUCAAGACGUUGGUCGACCAGGCGCCGGCCGUUGACCUCAAUGCCACCGAGGUCUUCAUCGUCAAAGCCGGCGGAAGGCUGCGGCACAUGGUCGACCUCUAUCACCUCACACGCCACUUUCCCAACCUGAAGAUCCUCGUCCUGUAUGGUGUCUUCAACAGAGAUAGUUAUGCUCUGAAGAACGUCAUACGAGAGCUCAGAGAUGGAACUUGGAGAAACAUAGAUCGCGUUUGUCUGCCGGACUACGAGGGCUCAGGAUGGUAUAUGGACGGGUUUGUGGGGCAAGACGGACGCGAAGUUCGGUUUUCCACUUCGUGCGCAAGCGAUGACGGUGCGUGCAACCAAAAUCUUAGCCCGCUCUUGGUUGACCUUUAUGGUUUGCCGCACUCAUAG